UAAUAAAUAAGAGUUGGUGUAAAUUUUUAAGAGGGUAUUAUGACUGAUUUUCAAAAACAUGUCGUAAUAUUUCUGACUCUAAUUUUCCAUCUUUCAAUUUCAGUCGCGAUAUUCGACGCUGACUCUCCUUCGAGAUCUGUUAUUCACUCUUGUUCUCGUCGUUGCGCUUCAUCUUUAAGGUUUCUUUGUCGGCAUCAAGAGGACACCUGCUCCUCCACUGCUAAACCCUCGUGAGCCGCCAUAUGUCAAUCGAUGACCAUUCCUCCUCUACAGUAGCCACCGCGAGCACCUCCUUGUUGCGCCUCACCUAGGGUUCUAACUGCAGUGCGCCAGCCCGCGACCUCCGUGCCUCACCUAGGUCAUUCUCAACAAUUCAAUGGGAGUACGUAACUGAAUCGUCAAUUCUCGAUCCAAAAUCGACAAUGUCUUGGGGUUUGGGCUGGAAGAGACCUUCGGAGAUCUUCCACCUCACUCUCAGCUAUGGCACCGAUGAUCCGCUGAAGAAUAUUGCUCGUACUUCAUCCUUUUCUCGGUCCUCCUCUUCCUCUUCUUCUUCGUUGUCUUCGUCCGCUUCUACUUCCUCAAUCAUCUCCCAGGAUCAGGAGCUCAGGUUUCGCAUUGAAUUGGAUUGGUCAGCAUCAACGGACGAGGACCAGGUGGUGUUAAAGCUUCAAUCGCAGCUAAUGGUGGUGCUGCCGAUGCUGUGGGAGACGGUGGUGGUUGAGCUCUCGCCUCGGGACGAUGAUGAUAACGUGGUGGAUUUGGGAAUGAAGGUUGUUAAGCGACGAGAGCCUCUCAGAUCGUUGGAGAUGCCGCCGUUGUCGCUCUGGCAACCACUGGACCAGAAUCUCUGUUUUGAGCCUAUGUAGUUAUGGCUUGUCGAGAAAGACAUACCGUCUCGGUUUUUAGAUGAGAAAAAGUAUGCUAAGGAAGCUUUUGACUCUGGUGGCCAUAGACACCAACACACCAUGGCCAUGGCUUCCUAUCUAUUAUAUCUCUUCUUUAGCUUCCUCACUUUGGCAAGUAGUGACACAAAUUAUAUAAACGACCGACCAAUAUCUACAGAAGAUCCAACAGAGACUGCAUCACCAAGAGCAGCAACAAAAUUAUCACGAACCCUCACUGACUAUCUACGCCUAAGUUGCUCCAGCGACACAAUUUCUGGCACUGUCUUCAAAUCCAACCUUAACACGCUCCUAUGGAAGUUAUCUAACGCCACCACCGACAACGGCUUCAACAAAACCACAGUCCCCGGAGAAAACCCCUCAGACUCAGUCUUUGGCUUGUUCAUGUGCAGCGGUGACGUUCCCUCUCAGCUUUGUCGACAAUGCGUCCAAAAAGCAGCCCAACAGUUAACGCUAGACUGCUCUUCCUCCUCACAAGCUCUCAUUUGGUACGAUGACUGCAUGCUUCGUUAUUCCAACUACUCAUUCUUCUCCACCUUCGACACAAAACCUAGCUUUGCCCUAAGAAGCACUGUCAACAUCUCUAACGAGGAAAGCUUCACGCUUUUAUUAUUUCGGACCAUGAACAAGACUGCAGAUCAAGCAGCCCAUUCGCUUCUUCCUAUCAGUGGCAAGAAGUUUGCCACAAAGCAAGCAAACGUGUCUGGAUUUCAGAGGCUUUAUUGUCUGGCGCAGUGCACUCCCGACUUGUUACCCAAUGAUUGCAGAAGCUGUCUGGAUGCAGCCAUAGGGGAACUUCCGCGGUGCUGCGGAGGGCGACAAGGAGGGAGAGUUUUAUAUCCCAGUUGUUUUGUUAGGUAUGAAUUGUACCCUUUUUAUCGCUCCCUUCUUCCCUCGCUGUCGGUUCCUAUUCCUGCAUCAAAUUUUUCAGACGCAGACUCGCAAUAUUCCAAAAAUCCAACUUAUCUUCACCACAAUUGCUCAGCUGAUUCAACUGCUGACAGCGCUUUCAAGGAGGAUCUCAAGACCCUUUUCUCUUAUUUGUCUUCCAAAACUACUAACUCAUACUACAAGGACAGUGUCGACGAGAAUGUGGACGGCUUCUUCAUGUGCCGUGGUGACCUUCCCUCUCAACUUUGUCAACAAUGCGUCCUAAACGCAACCAGUUAUAUAUCUUCACGCUGCAAUUCUUCUAAAGAGGCUAUAAUUUGGUUCAGCCACUGCAUGCUGCGCUAUUCUAACAACUCUUUUUUCUCCCGCGUGGAAAAAAUUCCAAUGUUUCAAGUGUUGAAUGUUACCACUAGCUCUAGCCCCAUCCCUGGCCAAGACUUCUUCACUUACUCAUUAUCAACUGCUUUAGCUAGUCUGGCAGAUGAAGCAGGAGAUACUGCAGAGAAAUAUAUAACUAAAUCAUUAGCAUUAAAUGAUGUACAGACCCUUUACACUCUUGGUCAGUGUACGCAGGAUUUGUCCAGUCGCGACUGUGAGCGCUGUCUAGCAGAUCUAAAUGGAAGAAUUCCGUGGUCAAACUUGGGAAGCGUUGGGGGAAGAGUUCUAUAUCCAAGCUGCAACAUCAGGUUUGAAUUAUUCCAAUUUUACAUGGCUGAUGCUGACGCAGCUGAACCGCCUAGUUCGAUUAACCAUACUUCUCCAUUUCCUCUUCAUGAAAGGAAAAAAGACCAAUCUCGUACCGUGAUUUUUGUUAUUGUACCGACGAUUAUUUCACUGACACUACUCUCUUUAGUCUACUAUUUGAUAAACUACUAUUUGACGAAGAGAAACAGAAGAAAAAAUGUUAAGACAAUUCUUAGAGAACAAUUUGGUCAUGAAAGUGUAGCUUUAGAGCCCUUCCAAUUCAAGUUAUCUGUAAUUGAGGCCGCGACCAACAACUUUUCACAGGAAAAUAAAAUAGGUAGAGGUGGAUUUGGAGAAGUUUACAAAGGUGUUCUUGAUGGAAGACAAAUAGCGGUGAAACGACUUUCAAUAAGAUCUAGACAAGGAGAAAAUGAGUUCAAGAAUGAAGUUUUAUCGAUAGUUAAACUUCAACAUAGAAAUCUUGUGGGAUUCGUUGGCUUUUGUCUUGAAGAACGAGAUAAAAUACUAAUUUAUGAAUAUGUCCCAAACAAGAGUCUUGAUUCCUUUUUAUUUGGUAUGACACUUGAAUACCUUAAUUUAUUUUUAUUUAACUCCAUUUAUAAACUCCCAAAACAUAUUUCACACUUACCUUUUUCAAUUAAAAUUGCAGAUUCUCAAAGAUCAAAGUUGUUAGGUUGGUAUGAACGAUACAAUAUUAUAGUGGGCAUUGCUCGUGGAAUUCUUUACUUACAUGAACAAUCUAGACUCAAAGUUAUACAUCGAGAUCUUAAACCUAGUAACAUUUUAUUAGAUGAAAAUAUGAUUCCAAAAAUUUCAGAUUUUGGUUUGGCUAGAAUUAUAGAAAUAAAUCAAGAUCAAAAGAGUACACACAACGUUGCUGGAACAUAUGGUUAUAUGUCUCCAGAAUAUUUAAUUCUUGGACGAUUUUCUGAGAAGUCAGAUGUUUUUAGUUUUGGUGUUAUGGUGCUGGAGAUUAUUACCGGAAAAAAGAAUUCAAGUUCGUAUGAUUCCAAUCGGAUUACUUAUGAUCUCUUAAGUUAUGUUUGGAGACAAUGGAAUGAUCAUGUCACACUUGAUAUACUAGAUCCAAGUAUGAAAGAAAAUUUUUCCGAAAUUGAAGUGAAUAGAUGUAUUCAAAUUGGUUUACUAUGUGUCCAACCAAAUCCUAAUACUAGACCAACAAUGACAGAAAUUAUUUCAUAUAUUAGCAGUUACUUGAUUGAGUUGCCAAGUCCACGAGAACCUGCAUUUGGUAGGCUAGAUAGACCAGGAGUUUUACAAGAGUCGAGUUCUAGUCAGUCUACAAAUGGUUCUACUCUUAAUGAAAUUUCUAUGAGUGAAUUUCUUCCUCGAUAAUAAAUAAUUUUCUUUUUAA
Molecule: messenger RNA, 3876 nt
Organism: Vigna radiata var. radiata (mung bean)
Lineage: Eukaryota; Viridiplantae; Streptophyta; Magnoliopsida; Fabales; Fabaceae
Product: cysteine-rich receptor-like protein kinase 25
Exons: 8
Coding region: 969-3857 (962 amino acids)
Biological process (GO): protein phosphorylation
Molecular function (GO): ATP binding; protein kinase activity
Source: RefSeq, a predicted model, not a curated record